AUGUCGUUGAAGCGAAGUCACACGACGGAGCUCGGCUGCAUAGCCUGCGAGGAGCUAACCGACCUCGGUGCAGGCAAGGAAGGAUGGCUCGUAGAAAACCCGAACCUUUUAUGCGCUCUAGACACUCACUCUCUCGCUCUUGCAAAUCGGUCUUUAAUCUUAAUCACAGGGUGGGACGAUGGGCCCCGACUCAAGAUCCGACCCGAAUUAUCCCCAAUCGAAUCCGAAAUCAUUUCUUCUUUAGAAUGGCUAGUGUUUGACGAGAUUAAAGUGAUAGCAGUCGGCACUUCACGUGGGUAUUUCAUGGUUUAUUCAUUGGAUGGUCUUCUAAUUCAUAGACAGUUGGUGUAUCCUGGGCGUAUACUGAAAUUAAGAGUCCGUGGAACUAAAAAAGAUAUUAUGAGUAGUCAAGAUGGGUCCAAUGAGGAGGUUUCGGUUGUUAUGCCGGGCGUCAUUGCUCGAUUUGAUGGCGCUGAUAUUCGGAAUAUAUUGCAAGAGUGGCUUCAAGAAACGAAUUCGCAGUUUUGGGAUGAAAAGCCGAAAAGGAGAGAUUAUGAGGAGUUAGGAAAUGGUUUUAAGAGAUUGCCUCAUCAGUUGUGGAGUGUUGAUAAAUUUGGGUGGUGUGCUGAUGCAGCUAUAACUGGAAUAAUGCCGCCUCCGCUAAUGGAAAUUCAGUCAAGUCAACGUUACUAUCGUGCAGUCACUAUUGGAGAGGAUGCUGUGAUUUCAGCUUAUAGGCUUUCAGAAGACAGAAGCAGGUCUUUAGUGGGAGCUAUUCUGUCAAAAGUUGUGCCUGCAGCAUUCUCUACUCUAUCUUCUGUUACUAAAAUGAUAUGGCGGGGUGACCGAACACCAACCAAAAAGUCAGAAGUAAAGCCUCAAUCGUUUGCUAAAGCUUCUCCUUUAACAUGUUUGAAGGAUCACCCAAGGAAAGGUGAGAAGCUCACAUUAUCACCUAGUGGAACAUUGGCUGCAAUAACAGAUUCACUUGGUCGUAUAUUGUUAUUGGACACUCAUGCACUGGUGGUGGUGCGACUAUGGAAGGGAUAUCGUGAUGCUAAUUGUCUGUUUAUGGAGAUGCUAGUUAAUAAGAACAGUGCGGGGGCAAGUUCCUCUUACUAUGAACCAUCAAAGAGUGAUUAUUGCCUCUGUCUAGCAAUUCAUGCACCUCGGAAAGGAAUCAUUGAGGUCUGGCAGAUGAGAACUGGACCACGUCUGCUAACAAUUCAAUGUGCUAAGGGCAGUAAAUUAUUGCAACCAACAUACAGGUUUGGAUCAUCAUUGGACUCUACAUAUGUUCCUCUAGAAGUGUUCUUAUUGAACGGAGACUCUGGUCAAUUGUCAGUUUUAAAUCGCCCUCUUAAUUGA
This is a messenger RNA of Dovyalis caffra, 1368 nucleotides long. The record is from the annotation of a GenBank genome assembly. NCBI's taxonomy places the organism in Eukaryota, Viridiplantae, Streptophyta, Magnoliopsida, Malpighiales, Salicaceae.